AUGAACGCGGAGAGCCUAGCGUGGGCGGUGAAGAUGGGCGUUCUGGCUCUCCUCUUGGCCACGCCCACCCACGCCAACAACACGAACCUGUACUACGGGGUCGACGGUUGGCUUCCCGUUGGCGUGGUUCAGGAGGUCCAGGAUGGAGUGUCAGCCAUAAUGUGCGGAAUCCUGUGUACCUUUGCUGACUGUGUUGGCUUCACUCUCGAACCGUCAGCCGCUGGUCGCUACUGCGCCCUCUACACGAACGUCACUGACUUCGCAAGCAAUGACACUGACACUAAGAUGUACUUGCGGUACAAACACCUGUGCUUCUACAACGAGAGCAACUGCCAUGACAACGCCACGUGCCUCCAUUAUGACGGGGAGAACCACACCUGUACUUGUGUCCCUGGCUAUGUUGGGGACGGAUUUACCUGUGAGGGUGUAAACUGCACGUCCACCUUUAACGAGACCUGGUACAUCUGCGACAGGUGUCCACCGGGUUAUGGCGGGAAUGGGCAGACCUGUUUUGACCUGCAGUGUCCGCCGGGCUCCGCGGGCGACGGCGAGACCUGCGGACCCGACAACGACCAGGACGGCUUCCCCAACUCCGGGCUUCCCUGCGGCGUCCCCGGCUGCGUCCAGGACAACUGCCCGACGUGGCCCAACGCUGGCCAGGAGGACGCCGACGGGGACGGCCUCGGCGAUGCGUGCGACGACGACGCCGAUGACGACGGCUUGGCCAACGCUGCGGACAACUGCCCUGCCGUAAACCUGACCGCUGACAGCGACAGCGAUGGCGACGGCGUGGGUGAUGCCUGUGACAACUGCCCUGCCAACGUCAACUCGGACCAGAUGGAUACUGACGGUGACAACAUCGGCGACCCAUGUGAUCCUGACAGUGACAGUGACGGCGUUUCCGACGUCGCCGACAACUGCCCGAAAAUUGUCAACGCGGACCAGCUUGACACCGACGGCGACGGCCUGGGUGACGCGUGUGACAACUGUCCUUCGGCUGCCAACCCAGACCAGGCUGACGCGGACAAGGACCUCAUCGGUGACGCUUGCGAUGAUGACAUAGACACGGACAUGGACUCCAUCCAGGACAGCGUGGACAACUGCCCGAUCGACGCCAACAGCGACCAGGGCGACGUAAACGGGGACGGCGUGGGCGACGUGUGCGACUUGGACGCCGAUUCCGACGGCAUCCUCUCGGCGUUCGACAACUGCCCGCUCGUGCCCAACGCCGACCAGGACGACAUGGAGGGCGACGGCGUGGGCGAUGCAUGCGCACUCGACUUCGACGGCGACGGCCACCUCGACGCCAACGACAUCUGCCCCAAGAACAACGCCAUUUUCGAGCAGGAUUUGGGUGUCCUACAGGGGUUGGAGUACGACGAUCCCAGCUCCCCCGACCCCGCUAAGUGGAUCUCCUCGGCCAAGGGAAUCCAGAUUGAACAGACAGAGAGUUCUGAUCCAGCGACGGGACUAGGGAAUGUCAGGAUCAGCGGACUGGACCUCGAAGCAACUCUUGGCGCCAUGGAUGAUGGUGAUGACGACUUCAUGGGGCUUACAUUUAGUUUUCACAGUUACUUCGGGUUCUAUUUGGUGACGUGGAAGCAAGAGGGUGAAUCCUACAGUUCAGGCGGCUACGAUGCCUAUGGUGAAGCGGGAAUUCACCUGAAGUUGGUCACCUCUCCAGCCGGACCCAGCAAACGCCUCAAGACAGCUCUCUUUGACACGCCUUCAGUGGCUGGCCAUGCACCACCACUCACCCCGUGGAACUCUGUAGAGGCUACUUUGGAAUUCAUCGACAUUGAUGAAGGAUAG
Molecule: messenger RNA, 1812 nt
Organism: Penaeus vannamei (Pacific white shrimp)
Lineage: Eukaryota; Metazoa; Arthropoda; Malacostraca; Decapoda; Penaeidae
Source: RefSeq, a predicted model, not a curated record